CUUGAAGCAUCUACAAAUACUGAGUUGGCUAAAAUCCAGCCACUUUAUGAUAUUCCUUCAAAGCUUUCGUGCAAUGUUAUUGGAAUUCAGUUAAAGGUAGAAAACUAUAUAAAUGAAUUGUAUGCUGAAGUGGCUUUGCUGCCAGAUACAACUGAUAUGUCUCAUCCUACACCAACACAAGAAAUAGUUGCAACAGAUCUGCAUGAAAACGGGGAGACACUAAUUGGAACUAGAAGAGUAGGUCACCAAGAAGGCAACAUACCUUCAGUUCUUGUUUCUUCACAUAGGAUGCAACAUGGAGUAAUAGCAUCUGCAAUGAAUGCUUUUAAAACAAAAAUUCUGUUUACGGUGUUCUAUAAGCUAAGGUCAAGCCAAUUCAUUGUAAGCUUUGACAAAUAUUUAGAUGCAGUGAAUAACAAGUUCAAUGUAAAUUCAAGAUUUGCGAUGUUGUUCGAAGAUGAUGACUUUAAUGAAAAAAGAUACUCUGGAAAAAUUACAGUAAUAGAAGAUUUAUCUUCUUAUUGGAGGAACUCUGAAUGGCGAAACUUAAAAGUGCAGUGGGAUGAAGUUGCAUCAAUUCAAAGACCUAAUAGAAUUUCAUCAUGGGAUAUUGAAAUUUUUGCACCUUCAUCAAUUGCUCUUGAAUCGUCAUUGCUUAAGAACAAACGUCAAUUCCAACUUGUUGAAAUAGGUUCGAAUUUGUGGACUCCUACACUUACUCAAUGCCAGGAAAUGGGCCAAUCAAGCAUGAAUUCUCUGAUCAAUGUUCCUCAAUUUAGUUACCAUGAUUCAGUCGAUGAUUCUAAGAUUUUAUUUGGUUGGCUAAUGUAUUACAUAGUCCCAACCAAAGAAACCGUUAGUACAACCACUAGGUACAAAUUGUUUGGAGUGGAUUUAAGGGCUCCCAACAUCUCAAAAGAUACUGUGGGACUAAUUGACUCCAAUGGAAAGUCAGAAAUUUCUAAAAUCUGUGAAGAAAAUAAGCUCAGCCAACCCCAAGAUUUUACAACACCAAAAAAUAACGAAAACAAGCAAAUCAAGUCUCAUAGAAGUCGUAGUAAGGUUCAGAUGCAAGGUGUAGCCAUAGGGAGAACCGUGGAUUUAACUGUUUUUUGUGGAUACAAUGAGUUGAUCGAUGAGUUAGAAAAACUCUUUGAUCUUAAAGACGAAUUGCGUAUACCUAAUCAAUGGGAAAUCAUUUUCAUAGACGAUGAAAAAGAUAUAAUUCUCGUUGGAGAUAAUCCAUGGCCAAUUUUACAAUCUGGUGAAGAAAAUACUGAUAUGCCCAAAAGAGAAGGUAGUGAUAAUGAAAUCGGGGACGACAAUUCUCUGAAG
Molecule: messenger RNA, 1335 nt
Organism: Thlaspi arvense
Lineage: Eukaryota; Viridiplantae; Streptophyta; Magnoliopsida; Brassicales; Brassicaceae
Source: the annotation of a GenBank genome assembly